AUGUGUAAUGGCAACACUAGUGUAGUCCAGAGGAGAAAAGUAAAAUCAGCAUAAAUCCAGAAAAUUUUCUUUAUUUUUCCAAUUACAACAAAAUUACCUCAUUGCUAAAUACUAAACGUUAAACUGAAAAACUUAAAAAAUUCUAAAUAACCGUGUAAAAAUGACUGGCUCGUUUAGUGUUAAAAUAAAAUCGAAGAACGGCCAAUUCAUUGUGAAGGACUUGACUGCUAAAACAACGAUUGGCGAACUGAAAGCAAAAGUUUCACAAUUAACUGAAGUGAAGGAACCACAAUUGCACAUACUCGCUGGUUUUCCGCCUCGUCCAUUAGAUUUAUCGCAAAAUGCACAUUUUAUAUCGACGAUAGGAGUUAGCAGUGGUGAAACAUUAAUUGUCGAAGAAAAACCAGCAAAUACAGCAGCUUAUUGCUUAGAAGAUGAUGAAGCUCUUGCACGCAGAUUGCAAGCCGAAGAAGAGGAAGAGCAACUACGUCAAGUAGUUGCUGAAGCUACAAGGACAGAAGGUGCCAAUGGCCCACAAGCACCCGUUGAACUACCAAGUGGCUCCAGCGGAAAUUUUAAUGGAAUUUUACUCAAAAAGGUUGUACCGGCAGAUAAUUCUUGCCUUUUUACGAGCAUACGUUUUGUGUUAAAUGGCAAAAUCGACAAUGAAGGCAGUGAAAUGAUGCGACAUAUUAUUGCUCAAGUUGUAUCUGCUGACCCACAAGAAUUUAAUGACGCUGUUUUGGGCAAGUCAAAUUCUGAAUAUUGCACAUGGAUACAAAAACCUGAUUCGUGGGGAGGUGCAAUUGAAGUUUCAAUACUCUCCAACUAUUAUGGCAUAGAGAUCGAUGUUGUAGAUAUACAAAAUGCUAUCAUUAAUCGUUUCGGUGAGGAUAAAAAUUAUGGACUACGAGUCUUUCUACUUUUCGACGGUAUACAUUACGAUCCUCUAUACAUGGAAACAGUAGGUGGCGGUGCUCCUGCAACAAUAUUUCCAAUCGAAGAAUUGGGUGUAUAUCAUCAAGCGGAGCAGUUAGCUAACGAAGCAAAAUCAUCACGACAAUUUACCAAUGUCGAUAAAUUUUCUCUGCGUUGCUGGCAGUGCGAUGCUAUGCUGGUUGGUCAAGUGCAGGCACAGCAACAUGCUAAGUCGACCGGUCAUACUGAUUUUGGGGAAAUUUAAUACGCCGUAAUAUUUAGUUCGCUCUAUUUCUUCGCUUUCUUCGUAUUCGCCUAUUACGUACUCACAUCCUAAGACUUGCGAUUCACAGAUUGAAUAAAAUUAUGUAAGAACGACCAGAGACAAACGAAGGGUCGUCCGAUUUUCUUAUCAUUUUCACAAAAUUGUCAUCAUAGCUGCGUUAGAACUUCUCAUCUCAUGACAUUACUUUUUUUUUUAAAUAAAAUUGUUAAUUUCUGGAUAUUUAUUAACCCAGUUUAAAUCUGCAAAAAAACAAUAA
This is a messenger RNA of Bactrocera latifrons, 1460 nucleotides long. It is a transcript of the gene Yod1, whose product is annotated as ubiquitin thioesterase OTU1. Gene Ontology annotation, biological process: protein deubiquitination; endoplasmic reticulum unfolded protein response. Bases 161 to 1183 code for a protein of 340 amino acids. Gene Ontology annotation, cellular component: cytosol; nucleus. Gene Ontology annotation, molecular function: cysteine-type deubiquitinase activity. The transcript is spliced from 2 exons. NCBI's taxonomy places the organism in Eukaryota, Metazoa, Arthropoda, Insecta, Diptera, Tephritidae. The record is from RefSeq and is a predicted model, not a curated record.